GUAUAAAUUAUUUGACAAUUAAAUUAAUAACAAUCGUGAUAAUAAAUGCUGCCACGAUUGCCAGUGAUGAAUCUCCAAUGGAACGUUAUCUAUUUGAAGAUGUGAUGAUAAGUCCAAAUACUCCGGUUUAUUAUCUAGAAUCUCUCGAUGCAGAUAACGCAAAAGUGACGACACAAUUAAAUGUAUUCAAAGCAACUCAGGCUUAUAAAUAUUACAACGAUCCUAAAAACUACCAGAAUAACACAUUCCUUUUAAAUAUACUACUAAUUUUUGACAAUAUCGAAGAAAAUCCAGAAUUCGACGAAACCCGUCAUACCAAUAAAAUCUUACAAGAUUUUAGUAUCGUCGCCAAAAGUUUCAAUCAAUUAAAUGAUCCCAAAAUAAAAUUACAUAUUGCCGGAGUUAUUAAAUGGAAGCAUGUAGAUACUACGGCUUUUACAAUGUGGAGCGAGACAUCCUCUGGGAGAAUUUACUAUUAUAACGCUGAUUCAACACUUGAUAGAUUGAGUAGUUGGUUGUAUGAAAAUGCUGCAACAUUCAGCGGGAUUAAUUAUGACAUGUUCAUUUUUCUAUCAAACAAACGUUUAUAUGAAUCAAAUGAUGAAUUAUGGUAUGAGCUAACGUAUUAUCAAAAAGAAAAUGUUGAUUGCACAAAUAGACGCAAUGCGAGUAAUCAAUUGGGCGGACUCCUUUAUUUUGGCGGAGAGAAUGUUGAUUUGAAUGCUGUACAGAUGAUCGCUUUUGCAUUUGGAGUAAGAAGCGAUUCCGAUCCUGGAUGCGAAAGUGAUUCCGAAGUUAUCGAUCAUUACUAUAUGCAUAUUGAAAGUGAUGAGAUUCAAGCAACAUUUCGCCAUUGGUCUGAAUGUUCACAAGCCGAUUUUAAGGAAAUCGUCGACAACGAAUAUUAUGAAUGCCUUAAAAUGCCAGGCUAUGAAGAUUUGAUACUGGGACCCAACACCUACAUUUAUUCUAUUGACCCUCCAGGCAAUGAAUACGUGAGAAUAAUAUCUGAUUUGAAUAGAUUUGAGGCAACACCGACCUAUAAUUAUUACAGAAAACCAGAUGUCGAUCUCAGUAAUACUUAUGUUAUUAAUAUAUUAUUAAUUUAUGACUGGAGCUAUAAUGCAAUAAAUGAGGACAGAAAUAUUGUCCUUGAUUCCAUACUAAAGAAACUGAAUAUAGUGGCUGUGAAUUUCAAUAAAUUAGAAGAUUUUAAACUAAAACUACGUAUUUCCGGAAUAGUUUUACCACCGCGUCCCGAUAUUUUCAACGUACCGGAAACACAGAAAACGCCUCAGCGGGGCCAACCCUGUUAUCGUUCUAGUGGGACCUUACGCUACCUGAGUGAAUGGUUACGAGAAAAUGGAGAGCAGUUUGAAAAUCCCUCAUUCGACUUUUUCCUCUUCGUGACAAGCAAAAUCUUGUGCGAUGAUAAGACUGAUAAGAAAUUAGACACUGGCGCUGUCCAAAAAUAUAACUGCAAUAAUCCUUCUACGUUAGUUAAAUCAUCUGGUGCACUCGUUCAAUAUGACGCCUCCUUCAGCUUGCAUGUUACACAACUCAUCGCCCAGAGGUUCGGUGUUAAAGAAGAUGAUUUACUCCAGUGCGGAUCAGGCCAUAUAAUGGAUUAUCAAACGAUAGAAAAUAGUUUGACCACGGUAACUACUCAGUCGUGGUCAAACUGUUCACAAUUAGCAUUUCAGUCCAUACCCAGUGCACCUGAAUAUUCAUGUUAUAAAAUGCCAGCUUUUAAGCCGGAUAGUGAAGAAAACGAUUAUUAGUAGCCCUACGACUCAACGUUUCUUUAUUUAAUGCAAUUCAUAACUUUUGAAUCAAUAAUUAUAAUGUACAAACUUAAGGAAAGUUUUUUUUUUUUUUUUUAAUGUAUUCAUUAAAUGACGAAAAUCUCAAUAAAGAAACUAUCAAGAAUUGAAAUGAUUA
This is a messenger RNA of Microplitis mediator, 1941 nucleotides long. RefSeq lists its product as uncharacterized. The record is from RefSeq and is a predicted model, not a curated record. The transcript is spliced from 13 exons. The coding region runs from base 78 to 1781 and encodes 567 amino acids. Gene Ontology annotation, molecular function: metalloendopeptidase activity. Gene Ontology annotation, biological process: membrane protein ectodomain proteolysis. Lineage: Eukaryota; Metazoa; Arthropoda; Insecta; Hymenoptera; Braconidae.